Messenger RNA from Acaulospora morrowiae, 406 nucleotides. The record is from the annotation of a GenBank genome assembly. Lineage: Eukaryota; Fungi; Glomeromycota; Glomeromycetes; Diversisporales; Acaulosporaceae.
GAAAAGCUUAUUAAAGCUUUCAAACAAAAAUAAAUUAUUAAAAAAACCAGACGACAUGGACAAUCAAAUACAAAGACUUAACCUCGGAAGAAGGUCGGGACUGGACAAAGCCGUGUGUGAAAUAACAGAAAUAGAUCUUCACCUAUCAACAAAAAGCCAAGCCGAACUUGCAAACAAAAUCUUAGCACUGCUCUAUACAUUGAUCUGGGUGUCCAGGUCAGCAACAGCCAACACGUCAGUAGCAUCAGGAAUUAAAUGGAACAAUCACCCCCACAUGACAAAAAGCAAUAACAGAAUCACUACACAACAGAACCCACCGGAGGAGUCGUUCCUGUUAAAACUAAUCAUAAAAACAAUGAAUCCACAAACAGAUCCAAACAGCAACUCACUUAAAAUACAAGCACUU